UGAUUGUCAUUCCGCAUUCGCUGUGCCUGUGAUCAUUCGUAUCAAUUUUUUUACUGAUUACCAACCUAAAUUACCUAUUAUCUUAUUUGUGAUUACAGCGUUAUUAUAGAGAGAAACAUGUUUAUUAGCCGUAUGCCAAGGCUCCUGUUCCAAACAAUGCCCACUAUGAAGAAAAAUCCUUUUCCAAAGAGAAACGCUACUACAACUCCCACUGGAGCGAUUCUCCCAGAGCCCGAGAAAACUCCUUUUGGGCUAUUGAGUAUUGUGUGUGCUGUUAUACCUGGACUUCUAAUUGGUGCAGCAAUAAGCAAAAAUAUUGCUAACUUUUUAGAAGAAAAUGAGUUAUUUGUUCCAUCUGAUGAUGAUGAUGAUGACGACUAAGAGUUUCACGGAUCAGAAAAUUGUAUAGAUAUGAAUCUCAGUAUUUCAUAAGAAAAGGAGAUUUUUUAUCAACAUUGUAUAAUAAAACAUAUUUCCACUGUUAAAGUUUAUUUGUAUGUUACAAUAUAAAUACAUUUGUGCUAAUACAGUUUUAUAUCAAUUCAGAUAUAAAAGCUUAUCAACAUAUUUAAAAAUUAAUAAUUAUUCUUUUAUUUCCAUAUGUCACAGAGCAUAUUGCACUAGUCAUUUUAUAAUUUAAGAAAUCUUUAUAUACACUUGUGCUUAUAUAAGUUAAAGUGUUAAUUAAACUGUUAAUGGCAUGAA
This is a messenger RNA of Leptidea sinapis, 705 nucleotides long. It is a transcript of the gene EMRE, whose product is annotated as essential MCU regulator, mitochondrial. Bases 118 to 381 code for a protein of 87 amino acids. The record is from RefSeq and is a predicted model, not a curated record. Gene Ontology annotation, biological process: calcium import into the mitochondrion; mitochondrial calcium ion homeostasis. NCBI's taxonomy places the organism in Eukaryota, Metazoa, Arthropoda, Insecta, Lepidoptera, Pieridae. Gene Ontology annotation, cellular component: mitochondrial inner membrane; uniplex complex. The transcript has a single exon.